GUGGAGUAGUGCUCAGUGACUGGUGGCUGAGGUGAGGUGUAGAGCUGUAGGGAACUUCCUAAUAAUCAGGGGACCUGAAGACCCUGUCUUUUGUCAAAGAGGAAACAAAACGAUCUGGGCUCUGUAGAGGCUGGACUAAAGGGCUGAAGGAAUAUGGAAGAAAAAAAGGAGAAACGGAAUAAAGGUAGAGGAAUGUUUUCAGUGUGACUGUUUUUCCCAAACCACCAUUUUCCAUCCAUCACAUCCGGCGAAACUCACCACCUUCCCAGCACAGAGGGCGGACCUGGCUGGAAGUGUGUGUGUGUGACAGUAAGAAAGGGAGGAAGAGUGUCUGUGACACCUGUCGUCACUCAUUAUGCUGUUGAUCCAUCUCCAUAGCACUCACACACACAGGUGCAGUUCCUAGCGAGCGCAGCAGAGACACCUGAGGAUUUCCUGACACACACACAUACCUCCUGUCUCAUCUUCUCCAUUGAAAUUACGAUGUCAGGUUUAAACCGAGCGAUCGCUGCCUUCUGACAGUGUGGAUACCUUCUGUCCAAACUGGCACACUAGAGUUGAGCACAUUCUUAUCAUUAUACUUUCCUGAUUUCAAAUGGAUUCAACCUCUUUGAUCAACAGGUAAUAAUGUGGACCUGAGAAAAGGAUUGAAUGUGAGAAAUCGUGCUUAGGGUAAUUGCCCUCCGGUUUGGAAUACUUGGAACAGAGCGAAAGUCAUAGAGCUCUCUAUUGUUCGGGGGAGUUUUGCCAAGUUAUUGUUGCUCUCCGUUUCCGUCCGUCAUUAGCUACGACUACUUCAAGAAUUAACAGAGGUGAAGUCUGUACCCAUGGAUAGCCUCCUCUGACUUAAUCCCACAUGUAGUUUAACACUGACAGACAUUAUGAGGGUUGACUUUGAGCUCUGAGCAUGUGGAGACUCUUAAAGACCAGACCUAUCCCUCUCUGCUCCUCUCUCACCACGUAACAGACUUGUAAGAGUUAGUGUGUCAUUGUAAGGCACGUGCUGGAGGUGUAUGGCGACUGACAUAAUGAACCUGCAUGGGAACGUAUCGGAGUUGAUCUCUUCUGCCGUCAGAGCCAUAACGCUUCCGUCCUUUGACCCCGACCCUGACCCUUGGCCUAAUGGUCCAGAGGGACUUCUGGGAAAUGAAAGCAGGAAUUUUUCAAAUGGGUGUAACGGGAAUGAUGGCGGCAAUGUGCAUGACUUUCCGCCAGGCAACUGGACGCAUAGCGGCAGGGUUUACAGUGAUGAAGCAAGGAUUCUGGAAUCAUCGCAGUGUGUGAAGGGGAUAACAGCAGUGGACAAGAACUGGGCUGCUUUGCUGAUCCUGGCGGUCAUUGCCGUUACAGUGACGGGUAACAUCCUGGUCAUCAUCGCAGUGUCUCUGGAGAAGAAGCUCCAGAACGCCACCAACUACUUCUUGAUGUCGCUGGCUGUCGCCGACAUGCUGCUGGGCAUCCUGGUCAUGCCCAUCUCCAUGGUGACAAUUCUCUAUGGAUCCUGA
Messenger RNA from Salvelinus sp. IW2-2015, 1505 nucleotides. Lineage: Eukaryota; Metazoa; Chordata; Actinopteri; Salmoniformes; Salmonidae. The record is from RefSeq and is a predicted model, not a curated record.